AUGGCGGGUGCUAAGGAAACAUCUACUACACCCCAGCAAAGAAAACGAGCUCCCAAAGGACGUCGUACUACUGGCCCUGUUGCCGUCGGCGGCAAUAACAGUGUUGCGGGACAGGAGAAUACCUCACCGCAGAAUAAGACCGGUAAAAAAUCCAAGAAAAGCAAGGGUAAGAGACGGGGACGGGGACAUGACAAGAUGGUGCCCUCCGAGCCUGCAGAAAGUGUUGACCCUGUCAAAAAGACAUCGCGGAGUGAGAAGAGGCCCUUAUCUACUACUUCAAGGGUGGGAUCAUCGCUAGCUGGCUCUCAUAAUGAGCUGUCAGCCACCCAAAUGCAAAGUUUCCUUGAAGCUGGCCUAGCUAUGAUCGACGAGUCACCGGACACACGCAGGACAUUUGUUGAAAGUCUGGCCACCGAGUCUGGUCUUCGGAAAGUUCGACAGAUAGUUGAGACUCCAUUCGCAAUGACUUACAGCGUUCUGAAGCCUAUGUUUGAUCCACAUUGUAUACUGUUCCUUCGACUGGUCUCUCACAAUGAGCUACUAUCUUCACUUAUACUUGAGAAGGCUGUGGGGACAAUCUACAACGUCAUAUACGGUCCCGGUGGUCGAAGGGCAGUUGGGUUCUUCACAAGAAUGACAGACUUUCUCGCCCAGAUCAAAACCGAUGGCAGAGAUCAAAUUUCUGUCCAAUUUGGUGCUGCGCGAAGCGAAGUGUUGUCUCUAGUUUCGAGGGUACUUCUCAGUACUCUGACCUUGAAUCAAGAAGCUGCAAUACAGGUAGAUUUCAGCAGCAUUGCUGGCAGGAUUUAUGACUGCUGUCAUGCCGAUAACGCCGACGCCGGGGCCGGCGAUGACAGCUUGCAGCGGGCAUACGAGGACGUAGUCAAGAUUCGGGACAUCCUUUCUAUGGGGGACUCAAUUCCUAUAUCACAAAAGCCCGAUAAACUUCAAACCAUCAGAACCAAUCAGAAAGGCAGCACGAGGCAUAUUGUUGACCUCCCCGGCGAAUUGUCUGAGCUUGGCCCUCGCCACGACAAUGACAAAUCGGCAAUCUCGGAUAUUCAGAUCCUGCCUACAAAAUCAGAGAUACUGAAUGCUGACCGACCUGAGUUCCUCCCCGCACGAUGCGCUACCGAUUCCUCCAUUAUGCAUCACGAGCGGGGCAUCCGUCGACUUCUCGAUAGUCAAUUCCGCCUUCUACGGGAAGACACAUCUGGUGUACUUCGCGAAGGUAUAAGAUUAAUAAUACACACAUGGGAACAGAUUGUCCACGGAACAGACUGGCGCCUGAAGCGCAAGUUUCUUCGUGACAAUAUGCCAACUCCGGUUCGGGUCUAUUCAGGAGUCGAAAUUCGACAAAUAAAGUCAGAGCAUUUCAGAGGCAUCGAAGUGGACUUGGAAUUUGAUCAGCUUCCUAGACUGAAAAAAGUAAGCCCAGCAAAACGAAAACAGUGGUGGGUUGAUUCAAAGGCGUUAAGAAAAGGAUCAAACCUGCUGGCCUUGUUAGACGCAGAGGAUGUGGAUGACACAUCCGCGAUCUACUUCCUUGUUUCGAAGAGAGAGACCAGCUAUAUCGAAAAAGUCAAGCAGGGCUCUGCCCCAGCCGACCGUGUCAACGAUGUAGUUAGCGAUGGCAACAGAGCCAUGGUUACACUGGGGCUAGUAGGACCACCCAAUUCGCAAGACUUGGAGAGGCUUGUUUUGUUCUCGAGGAGCAAUCCCUUUCCCCGACCACUCAUACUCGUGGAAUUUCCAGCCAUUCCGUACAAUUCUUUCGAGGGUAUUCUGAGAUGUCUUCAGGUGCUACAUCAGAACCCAGCACGCAUGCCAUUUACUGCAUGGCUAGCCCCGAGUACCGAUAACCAUGAAAUGUGUGAAUCUCUGACGGAAGGUAGCACCGACGCUGGCAAUAUCAGUAUACAACCCCCUGCAUACUUCCGAAACAACCUAUUGCUCGACCUUUCUUGCCUCCGAGACCAAGGCGAUGCUGAGGACGCAAGUCAGAUACUGUCUAUGUCUCUUUCCCACGAUCCGAAAAUACUUUCCGCAGACCUCUCCAGGGUAACUGCUUUGGACGAAGGCCAGGCAAAUGCGCUCAUCUGGGCAUUGCGGCGGAAGAUAGCUUUGAUUCAAGGGCCCCCAGGAACUGGAAAAUCAUACGUGGGGCUACAGCUAGCUCGAUGUCUGCUGUACAACAAGGAUAUGUUGAACCUGGGCCCGAUACUAUGCGUAUGCUACACCGCUCACGCACUUGAUCAAUUUCUCGAUGGUCUCCUUAAAUCGGGUGUUACCAAUAUCAUCAGGAUUGGCCCUCGCAGUGCCUCUCCACAUAUCGAGAGUCUGUCACUGGAAACUAGAAAGCAAGAGCCAGGACCCCGAAUUAAAGGCCUUCCUAGGAUAAAGAAUGAAUCGCGAGUGAAGUUACUCAGCAUAAGCUCAAGAAUUGACGAACUCCUGAAGCAAGCCCAGAGCAGCGGUCACAGCCUCGUUCUUGGGGUUCUGAAGAAAAGAUUCCCCUCCCACUCCAACCGCAUAAUUUCGGGGUAUCCUGGCCAAACGGACACAAAUGCAUUACAAGCGUGGGUUUCUGGCGAUGCUCCCGGAGACUGGAGUGAUGCUAAUAUUGUGCGCUCCAUUGACCGACUCCUGCAGGAGGACGUCUGGACGCUCAAGGCUUCUGAGCGAGCUCGUCUCCUUAGUUACUGGCAGGAGGCGGCUCUCACAGAGAUCAAUCAACAAGUAUUGACACUUCUAGAAGCUCAUUCGGCAGAAAAGGAGCGAUAUACCUCAGCGUUCAACAUGUCGGAUGUGCAACGCCUGAACGACUGUCAGGUGGUAGGCGUAACUACUACCCAACUAGCAAAUAAUGCUGAUUUGCUUCGAAACCUCAAUGCAAAAGUGCUCAUCUGUGAAGAGGCAGCAGAGGUUCUUGAGUCGCAUGUUCUCACUGCGCUAAUACCUUCGAUCCAGCACGCUAUUUUGAUAGGAGAUCACUUGCAGCUACGUCCACGCAUCUCCAACCUUAGGUUAUCAAUGGACUAUGAACGGGAGAGCCCAAAGUACAACCUCGAUGAGUCAUUGUUUGAGCGACUAGCAAACUUCCGGUUCGGAGAAUCAACAUCUAUUGAAGGUGGACAGAACGAGCAGGAAUAUAGCUUCCCCGUGAUGCAGUUGAGCCAUCAACGGCGGAUGCAUCCAUCCAUUUCCGAACUCGUCCGCGAGACUUUAUAUCCAAAGCUCCAAGAUCAUCCCACGAUGGCCUCAUAUCCCCUUGUACCUGGCAUUGCUCAUAGAUUGUAUUGGCUCGAUCACCCUCACUUGGAAGAUCCGACUGAUCCUACAGAGCCAAUGCAAAGCAAGACGAAUACAUGGGAGAUUGGGAUGGUAACCGCAUUGGUGCGACAUCUCUGUCAACAAGGCAAGUAUGGGCCCGGCGAGAUUGCCGUAUUGACGCCAUAUGUUGGACAGUUGAGAAUGCUCAGAAAUGUCCUGGAAAAGGAAAUGACCCUAAUAAUCAGUGAGACGGACUCGGAUGUACUCGAUGAAACUGAGGGGUUAGAAGUGAGUGGAACCUCUACUGCGCAUGCGAAAUGGUGCGGAAAGCAGGGGGCCCCUCUGAAGGGAAGCCUCCUAGAUGUCGUUCGAUUGGCUACAGUCGACAAUUUCCAGGGCGAAGAAGCAAGUGUCGUUAUUGUCUCCCUUAAUGUUGAUCUCAUCGAGCUCAAGGCGUACAAAGACGUGGAUAUCGACCAAGAUCCAUUGGUAUUCCUCUCCUGUGGUCACUUCUACACAGCGUCCUCACUGGACGGCAUAAUGGGGAUGUCUGAACAUUAUCAAGUGGAAUCAUCUACAGGCAGGAUACUUGGUCCGAAACUUACACACCGAUUAUUGGAGUCUGGGCGUCCAAAAGGGUGUCCUCAAUGCCGUGCACCACUUCGUGAUAUCGAUCGCUAUAACAGAAUCAUCAAACAAGCAUUCCUCGAUGAAGCAACGAAAAAGUUCGCCACUCAUGCAAGCUUGAACUUUAGUCACUUGCUGGAAGAGGUUGAGGUCUGUGAGAAAGAUAUCGAGCGCGAAAAAUCGGGUUUUGUAUCUGAAUGGUUGCAGGAGUCAGUCGGGACAAGAAGUGCUGACGAGGUCAAGCGCUCGGUUGAAGCUUAUCGUGGAAGGGGAAACAGACUGUUGGGCAAAAUCAAGGAGUUUACCAAAUCUGUGGCAAAAUCUGAGCAGCCGUUUGGGAGGGUCAGUGAGAUACUCGCGUCAGCAACAGCGAGGAAGGCUAGCAUGCCUGCAACACCAUUCCAAUACAGUGAAUCGUAUAUCCAAACCGGGUUUCAAUCACGCGGCCAUGUUCUCGCACUUCGACUCACCUGGGUCCUUUUCUGGAACUUUGACACCAUCUACAGCAACAAGCGAAUUGACCCACGCAUAAAGAUGAUUCUGGCCCAAGUGGUAAAGAAUCAGAUUAGUGGUCUACUGAGUCGAUGUGAAGCUCUGGCGAGGGAUUGCCAGAAGGCUAAGUUUCUGCAGCAGGAGGUAGAGUCCCGAACGUAUUAUGCUCUGUUCUCAGUGCUGUUCCUUAGCAAUCACGAAGCACGUGGUAGCCCUGUCGAAGGAUCCACUGAAAAACAGAUACGGGAAAAGGCACUGAAAGAGCUGAAAGACUGCGAUGUAAUUUGUUUGCGCCACUCUAACAUCCUAUGGUCUCUCCGUGAGGAUAUCGAAAAAGCAAGAAGACUGGUCAAGGGCGGAACAUUCUACAGUUGUGUUACCAGCGAAGAAAGACGGCAGGUGUAUCAGGCCAUGGCGGCACAAUUCAACGGUACAGGCCACUGGUACUAUUGUGAAAACGGGCAUCCGUUUGCGGUGGGAGAAUGUGGGAUGCCGAUGGAAGAAAGUCGCUGUCCGCAGUGUGAGGCGCCAGUGGGCGGGCUCAAUCAUGAGUUUGCUCAAGGGAUCCGCAGAGCAGAUGACAUGGAUGUGGAGUUUGGCGGUUCCCUUUCUGUCGAGGCGGACGCAGACUGA
Molecule: messenger RNA, 5025 nt
Organism: Aspergillus tubingensis
Lineage: Eukaryota; Fungi; Ascomycota; Eurotiomycetes; Eurotiales; Aspergillaceae
Product: P-loop containing nucleoside triphosphate hydrolase protein
Exons: 7
Coding region: 1-5025 (1674 amino acids)
Biological process (GO): regulatory ncRNA-mediated heterochromatin formation
Cellular component (GO): nuclear RNA-directed RNA polymerase complex
Molecular function (GO): helicase activity
Source: RefSeq, a predicted model, not a curated record